Messenger RNA from Euleptes europaea (tarantolino), 1809 nucleotides. RefSeq names its product leucine rich repeats and IQ motif containing 4 (gene LRRIQ4). Gene Ontology annotation, molecular function: protein binding. The record is from RefSeq and is a predicted model, not a curated record. The coding region runs from base 1 to 1809 and encodes 602 amino acids. The transcript has 5 exons. Lineage: Eukaryota; Metazoa; Chordata; Lepidosauria; Squamata; Sphaerodactylidae.
AUGGCUAUCCCUCAGCUCUGCUACACCUGCCCAAGUGACGAAACCCCUGAAAGAGAUAUUACUGCCGGAAGUGGCAUUCAACUUCUCAACAUUUUCAGUGAGUCACUGCUACAUUUAGUAUUGAAUAGUGAAGAAACCACUCAAAAGCCCAAACAGAAGGUUCUCAUUCCAGUGCAGAUCACGGACCGAAUCUUCUUCCUUGAUUUAGCCAAUAAACACCUGACAGACAUCCCAUGGGAAGUCUUUGACCUGGAAGACAUGGAGGAAUUGCAUCUGGAGAGAAAUAUGAUUGAGACCAUUCCAGAAAGUAUCCGCCAGCUUCGGAACGUGAAAGUUCUUUAUCUGAAUAAGAACAACAUCAGAGAGAUAUGCGUGGAACUCGGAGAACUGAAAACCCUCCAGAGCUUGGAUUUAAGCAGCAAUCCACUCUCUUCCAGUUCUCUGGAUAUCCUUAGUCAGUUGAGGGCUCUCCGUCGGCUCCGGUUAUAUGAUGUAAACCUGGUUGAAUUCCCCGUGGAAAUCUGCAAACACCUUCAUCAUUUGGAGCUGCUUGGACUUUCUUCAAAUAAUCUAAAUUGUCUUCCCAAGGAAAUAAUCAAUUUGACCAAACUUAAAGAGAUUUAUUUACAAAACAACAGAUUUGAAGAUUUCCCACCAGAACUUUGUCAUCUUUAUAAUCUGGAAAUAAUAGAUCUGGAAAACAACAGCCUGAGCGCCAUUCCGGAUGAAAUUGCCUCUCUGGAAAAUUUAGCCCAGUUCUUUCUCGCGUUCAACAGUCUGACAGCCGUGCCUGACCCCCUGAGCCAGUGCUUGAAAAUGGUGGUGCUCGAUUUGUCCCAUAACCGUCUGUACAAACUCCCUCGAAAUCUGAAGCUGCUGACAGAAAUGAAAGAGUUUGGGCUGUCUGGGAACCACCUGGCCGCAUUUCCACGUCAGAUCCGCCGCUGGAGGUCGCUCAUUGUGGUCUACAUGAAAAACUGCGCCCUGCAGAUGGUGCACCCGUCGUUUGCCAAGCUAACGGCUAUGAAGAUACUCGACCUAAGUCAAAAUCUCCUGGAGGAGUUCCCGAGAGAGAUUUGUGCAAUGGAAAGCCUGGAGGUAUUGUCAUUAGAUGACAAUAUGAUCUGUGAGAUACCUCAAACAGUGGCCAGGCUUUCUCAGCUGAAGUGUCUCAGUCUGACCGGCAACAAAUUUUUCUCAUUCCCUGAGGAAAUCUUUCUUCUCCAGUCGUUAGAGAAAUUGUACAUGGGGCAGGACCUUGGGACUAAAUUUACAGCAUUACCUGUCGAAAUCUGCAAGUUACAGAACAUGAAAGAGCUGUACCUUGAGAACAAUGAAUUGGAGCAUCUUCCAUCAACCAUAGGCUUGUUGAGUAACUUGGAAAUACUGGACUGUCGCAACAACUUUCUUAUUGAGCUACCUGACUCCAUAUGCCAAAUACAAGGUUUGCAGAAAAUACUGGUUGAGAGGAAUCAGCUAUUUCAACUUCCAGAGAACUUGGAUAGCCUAGUGAAACUGCAGGUUAUUACGCUGUAUGGAAACCCAAUGAUGGAGCCACCGGUGGAAGUGUUCAGUCAGGGGAUAGAGGCGAUAUAUAAGUACUUGCAGGAACUAAGGAAACGCAAUGCCAUGGCUAUCAAGGUCCAGGCUUGGUGGCGUGGCAUCAUGGUGCGCAAAGGGAUAGGCAUUUAUGCUGAGCUCUUGAAAAUGAUCAAGAAAGUCAAAAAAGAAAAGAAAGAGAAGAAAGGCAAGGAGAAAGGGAAAGGGAAAGACAAGGAGAAAGGGAAAGGGAAGGGUAAAAAGAAAUAA